ACGUCAAAUUGAAGCAACUGAUCACCAUCAGUCGCCAUUGUUAUAUUUUGCGAAUUUUGGAGGAGAAAGCUGAAACAAAUUAUGAUCAUGGCAGAAAAAUUGCCAGUGAAAAUUACUAAUAGCAAGCAAUUUGAGCGUUUGGUGCAUUUAAUGCAAUCCAACCCAGGAAUUGCAAGAGGAACACGGACAUUUGGACAAAACAAAAUCCAAAACGACGAACAAUGGGACGCUUUUGCUACGGAAAUAAAUAGUUUCGGCCCUCCAAAUAGAUCUAGAAAAGAGUGGCAGCGGGUAUGGAUUAACUACAAGGCCAAAACCAAGAAGAAAAUUAGUGCAAAUAACCGAAAUAUAAGAACGACUGGUGGAGGCCCAUCAGAGGAGCAAACGUUAUCUGCACUCGAGCAAGUGGUAGCAGAUAUUUUACACACAGACGUAAGUGUAAAUCCACCCGGCAAUGUGUUUGGUAUUGUGGAAAUGGACGAAGACGAACAAAACGUAGAGCCGUCAUGCAGUUCUUCGCCAAAUAUUUCGAUAACUGUUCCAAAAAAAAGGCAAAAAAAAAAUAUUGAAGAAAUGAAAGUGGACAUGUUAAAGUCGAAAACUUUAAAUAACUCGGCUAUAGCACAAAAUUUAAAAAAAAAAUAGAAAAAAAUACAUACAAAAUGAGCAAAUAUGCUGAACAAAAUCAUGAUUUAAAAAAAGAAAAAUUUGAACUAUUAAAAGAAAAUAUGAAUUUAGAGGCGGAACUUAAACGAAAGAAAAUUCAACUUAACGAAUACCAAUUAAACAAUAUGUAAUUUUAAAGAUUCAAUCAGGCAGGUUCUGCAAUUCACUUGUUGCUAUCGCAGCAACACUUCGACAUUCAUCACACGUCGGCAACUUGCUAUAUCGAUCCGAAAAUUGUUGCUAACUGGUUACAGAAUCUUCCUACAGGUUGUGCUUCAAAAUAUCACCUAAAAGCCAUGUGUUUUCUCCUGCGUUAUUCGACAUAAUUUCCUUGAGUCUACCAUUAUUCCAUAUGAAGGCAUCAUGUGUGGCUCCUGGAUAUCUGGCAUCGACAUACGUUAUGUUCAUAUUGAAAUCGCAAACCUAGGUAAUAAGGAAUUUGUGUGUAUCCAAGAUAAAUAUGCGGAAACUAACUUACCAUUAACGCGUUUAUACUGAAAAAUCCUUUUCUGUUUAUGUACAGGUGUUGCAGUUCCUUUUCAGGUGAUAAAAUGUGCACAUGAGUGCCAUCCACACAACCCAACACACCUGGAAAUCCACUCUUAUUGUAAAAAUUUGUUUUGCUUUUAUUCUGCUCUUCUUCGCAAGUGUCAAAUUUGAUGUGCUUGGGACAAAUCUUCUGCUCGAUUAAAGAAGUAACUUCAGUUAGUAUUACUGACAUAGUGGGUUGGGAGAUGCCAAUAUUGAAAUCAUUCCCUUGGCAUUUUUGAUAACUCCCUUCCGCAAAGAAACGGAGCACUGCGCAGAGUUUAAGAAUUGGAGGUACCGCAGUUGAUCGAAAGCUGCUUUUGAAAUGAGGGGAUAGUUCCUCCAACAAAUAUACAAAUGCUUCCUUUGAUAUCCGAAAAUUGCUUACGAACCUGGAGGUAUAGAUUUGUUAAAGAAAUAUGUACAUGACAAUUUGUUUAACUUACUUAACAACUGGUAGAUCCAAAGGAUUGGAGCGAUCCCUUAUGUGACGCCGU
Rhagoletis zephyria (snowberry fruit fly) is the source of this 1691-nucleotide messenger RNA. RefSeq lists its product as uncharacterized. Gene Ontology annotation, cellular component: nucleus. The record is from RefSeq and is a predicted model, not a curated record. Lineage: Eukaryota; Metazoa; Arthropoda; Insecta; Diptera; Tephritidae.